AACUAGAUUCAACAUCAAACUUUGGGGGUAAACCAUCUUAAAUUAUUGAAGAAGACAAGGAAUGAGAAACCUGCCCUCUCUCUCUCUCUCUCUCUCUCUCCAAACCCAGCAUAAACUGUCCCAUUGCUAAUUGGGGAACCAAGAUGGAGGAUUAAAACACAUCGAGCCAAUGCAAAUCAUCCAAACCCAUCUCCCGUAGCACUGAUUUUUGGGAGCUGAGCGUUUCGAAUCUUUUGUUCGUUUCUUUUUCUCUUCGUCAAAGAUUUUGUGUAGCCACGGGGGAACGAAGAUGCCGCGGCCAGGCCCGAGACCGUACGAGUGCGUGCGGAGAGCUUGGCACAGCGAUAGGCACCAACCCAUGAGAGGUUCCAUUAUUCAGCAAAUUUUCAGGGUUGUCAAUGAGAAUCAUACUCCUGCUACUAAGAAGAACAAGGAAUGGCAGGAGAAAUUGCCGAUUGUUGUUUUGAAAGCUGAAGAAAUCAUGUAUUCUAAAGCUAAUUCCGAGGCUGAGUAUAUGAAUCUUGAAACGCUUUGGGAUCGUUUAAAUGAUGCUGUUAACACCAUAAUUCGUAGAGAUGAAACCACUGAAAGUGGUGACCGUUUGCCUCCAUGUGUUGAAGCUGCACUUAACCUCGGUUGCGUCCCGGUACGAGCAUCUAGAAGCCAACGGCAUAGUAACCCAAGGACUUAUCUUACUCCAAGGGGACAAGAACCCACAUUGGAUAAAGCUACCGACGAAAGAUGCCUACCGACAUCGUCGUUACCCCCUGCCAACCAGUUGAACUUUGCAAGAGCCAAGACUAUGAACCCCAAACAACAUAACAACCCCACCAUUCCAAGUAACCCUGCCUUCUUGCUUGAGAAUGUCCCAGUUGUUCAUAACAGUUAUUCAAUGACUGAGACCAAUACCCCACUUAACUUGGGAUCUGUUUAUCCAUUGUAUUAUGGAUUUCGUUGUCCAACUGAAGAGCCCAACUUAGGCUCCCAGAUUUCUGCAGAUGCCAACCAACAGACUAUAUUUUUGGGUAGACCGAUCGUAUCAAGUACCGAGCCACCUGCUGAGCACUGCCUUCGUUCGUGCAAAACGGGCAAUGCUAUGAGCAGAUUUCCACCAGAAGUUAUCACAGCCAGAGAAGAAAAGCUACCAGACACAGAAUGUGAUUUAUCUUUGAGGUUGGGUUUACCUUCCCAGCCAUGUGUGAGCACUAGGAAAGCUUGGGCUCUUGAAACUGGGGACAUUGCUCCAAGCAGUUCCCACGAGACGCACAAAUUUCACGAUCAAACCACUUACGCGAAUAAAGAGUUCACUUUUUUCCCAAGCAGAACUGCAUUUGACUCCUUGGGUUCCUGUUCAAACAUGUGGAGUUCAGAUGGCGGGGGUCGGAAUCCAGAAUCUUCCACAAAAAAACGCAAAGAUCCCUUUAGUAGCAAUGAGGAGGACGAACCAUUUUGUUUGCCACCUGAGGUUCCAUCUUACUGGUUUAACAGUCAAACUAAAGGGUCAGGUUUGUAGACAGUUUUUUCCAUGUCGUGGCAUAUAAGAUCGGAAAUUUUAACGUUUCCCAUGAUGUCGUAUUGUCACCAAUGAGAACUAUUCCUUUUGUAGCUUUAGUUGAAAUUUUAUAAUAUUUGAGUCUCAACUACCCAA
Molecule: messenger RNA, 1648 nt
Organism: Cucurbita pepo subsp. pepo (vegetable marrow)
Lineage: Eukaryota; Viridiplantae; Streptophyta; Magnoliopsida; Cucurbitales; Cucurbitaceae
Biological process (GO): regulation of DNA-templated transcription
Molecular function (GO): transcription coregulator activity
Source: RefSeq, a predicted model, not a curated record